AUGGCUCUGCCCCCGAGCUCCCCACGGCUCCCGAGCCCUCCACCUCCCGCCGAGGACCAGAUGGCCCCGAAGUCGCCAGGCCCAGACACGCCCGCGAGCCCCAUGGACCAGGGCAUCGUCGACACGAAUGCAAAGCGGCGCAUCCAUCCAGGCACAAAGUCGGAGGACAUGGCUGCCGGACCGCCACUGGUGCCCCUCAACGAGCUUGACUCGGCCUUCCAGCUCCAAGAGCAUCUGGCCGCCUCUCACUACCAUUACACCAAGUCGAACACGGUCCCCAUGACGCGGCAUACCGCUUCCCAGCUGGCCCAGCCUCCCCCCGGCGUGGACGACACCUUGUGGCUGUACGAGCUCUGUCGCUUCCUGAUCAUGCAGUGCAACAGCCUGAUAGUCGGCUUCCUGUUCGACACGCCGCCAUGCUCGCAGGCGACCUGUCCCGAGAUGCGCGCCUCCGAGUGGCAGUUCCUCUGCGCCGUCCACGACCAGCCCAAGAGCUGCUGCGCCAUUGACUACUGCUGCCACACCCUGGACUGGGCCGCCAACGUCGUGACGAACCCUAAAAUAUUCCCGAGCCGCUUUGUCGUCCUCAACGACGGCCACGACAGGAACGCCGUCCACAAGAACCUCGUCAAUGUCUUCCGCAGGCUGCAUCGCAUCUUUGCCCACGCAUGGUUCCAACAUCGGGGCGUCUUUUGGAGCACCGAGUCCCAGACCGGCCUCUACGUCUUCUUCAAGAGAGUAUGCGACGUCUACGAGCUGCUGCCCGCCGAGAACUACAAGCUUCCGCCCGAGGCUGAGGGUUUGGAGCCCGCCCCAACCGAGAAGGAGGAGAGCCAGCCCAAGAUCACAGCUAUAGCAAAGCCGCCCGCGCGCGAGAACGGCAUCAGCAUCAGCGUUCAUGAGGAGGAUGGCAGUAGCCUGCACGCACGCCGCAGCAACACCGCAAGACACUCCAGCCGUCCAUCUACCGGCAGCGCGGUAACUACAGUAAUCGAGGAGAAAGAAGACGAGAAUUCCGAUAUCAACGAAAGGUUGAGAGCAAUGCGUAUCUCCGCACCACAGACCGUCGAGGAGGAGGAAUCGGAGCUAGAAGUCCCAGUCAUUGUAGAAGGCGUGGACGAGCCAGCACCUUCUCCCCCUGAGCAUCGUGAGGGACCUCAGGGCAUCAGAAUCGAUGUUCAAGAGGAUACUUUGGGGGAUACUGAAUCUGCCGAGGGCGAAACACUCUCAAAGACUGAGUCGCUAGGCGACCAAGGUGUGCCUGCGUUCAACCACGAAGUGACUGAGGUGCCGCCUGAAGUCGAAGAGCAGCCAGAGCCAACCUCGGAGGCACAGAAGCCGGAAGAGCUCGAAACUACAACCACCACAGACUUCGCAACAGACGGCACGGCAGAGCAACCGGAAUCUAGCUCCGGCUCCGACUCUAACAAAACGGUGACGGAUGCCGAAAACGGUCAAGACUCGGAGGUCCUGCCCGAGGCCGAAGAAUCGUAG
This is a messenger RNA of Neoarthrinium moseri, 1494 nucleotides long. RefSeq lists its product as uncharacterized. The transcript has 2 exons. Gene Ontology annotation, cellular component: cytoplasm. Lineage: Eukaryota; Fungi; Ascomycota; Sordariomycetes; Amphisphaeriales; Apiosporaceae. The coding region runs from base 1 to 1494 and encodes 497 amino acids. The record is from RefSeq and is a predicted model, not a curated record.